Neoarius graeffei (lesser salmon catfish) is the source of this 7096-nucleotide messenger RNA. It is a transcript of the gene smpd2b, whose product is annotated as sphingomyelin phosphodiesterase 2b. The record is from RefSeq and is a predicted model, not a curated record. Gene Ontology annotation, cellular component: cytoplasm. The transcript has 12 exons. Gene Ontology annotation, molecular function: sphingomyelin phosphodiesterase activity. Bases 268 to 1506 code for a protein of 412 amino acids. NCBI's taxonomy places the organism in Eukaryota, Metazoa, Chordata, Actinopteri, Siluriformes, Ariidae.
AAGAAGAUUCGGCUGUGACAGCUCGCAGUGCACAGCCGAAGCGACAUCAUUUAUUAUUAAUACCCUUUUUUUCUCCCCCAACUGAUCUUUUUCAGCGUGAAAGCUCUAACGGAUCGGUUAAAGGAAGUGAUAAGAGUUUCCUGUUGGAACCUGAGCGUUUCCGUAAACAAAUCUACUGAACUCGCCACAUGUGCCUUCGAGCUCCUUAUUCAACUGCUCUUACUGCACAGAAGAUCACACUUAUCUCACAAUCCUGUGACAGCCAGCAUGCCUGUAAGACUACGGAUCUUCUCUCUCAACUGCUGGGGAAUCCGCUACCUUAGUAAGCACUGUGCUCAGCGAUAUGCCAUGAUUGGAGAUCUGUUAAGCAAGGAGCAGCAUGAUGUAGUACUACUGCAGGAGGUUUGGAGUGAAAAAGACUUCCACUUCUUGAAAAUAAAGCUUGGAAGCACACAUCCUCAUUCCCAUUAUUUUAAAAGUGGAUUUUUUGGGAGUGGACUGGCAGUUUUUUCCAGGCACAGAAUCCAUGAUGUCUUUCUCUACAAAUACUCCUUAAAUGGUUAUCCGUACAUGGCCCAUCAUGGAGACUGGUUCGGAGGUAAAGCUGUUGGGAAAUUGCUGCUGAAUAUCAGUGGGUUGAGUGUGCAUGUCUACGUCACUCAUCUGCAUGCUGAGUAUUCCAGAGAGCAAGAUUCCUAUCUCCCUCACAGAGUGGUGCAAGCCUGGGAACUCCAAAAUUUUAUACGGCACACAUGUGCUGGGGCAGAUGUGGUGAUCUUAGGAGGGGAUUUGAACAUGCACCCUGAAGACCUUGGUGUAAGAUUGCUGUGCAGCUUCAGUGGACUCCGGGACUGCUUCACUGAGACCGCCAGCUUUGAUGGAUGUGAACAAGGAUUCACCCAUAUAACAGAGAACCCCUUCACAAAUACUCAUGAACUUAUUCCGUUUGGAGGAGGAAUCCGUAUCGACUAUAUCUUAUUCAAGGGAUCAGGGAGAGUGGAUGUGAGCUGUGAAUCUCUGUCCACGACCAAGGGCUCUGUUCCUGGAUAUGACUUCCCUUACUCAGACCAUGAAGCUCUCAGUACGGAGCUGCUGCUUUGUCCUUUGAAAAAUGAGAAAGGAGAAAAUGAUAGCUCUGCAGUUAGUCUUUCUGAGCUGAUAAACAUUGUGACCGAGGCUCGUACAGAAGUGAAGGUGGGCCUGCAUUGUGCUGAACGCAUGCGCUACACGGCUGCACGCACUGGGUUUAUGGGCCUGGUCUUGUUGCUGCUGGAGAUCGCCAUAGCUGCUGUGCCUGUAUUCUCCCUGGGAGCUGAACAGCCUUUCCCCAAAGCUUCCUUCUACCUACUGGGGGCGCUGUGCUUUGCCAUCCUUCUCUCUGCUGCCUUCCUGUACAUCUUUUACAGUAUGGAGAUAAAGUCCUUACAAGGAACAGAGGACCAGAUGAGGAUUGCAGUGGGCAGUCUGCAAGAACGUCUGAAGGAGGUACCUAGGGAUAAAGACUAGGACCAUUCUCAAAGGGAACCUGAUGCUGUAGAGCCAGACGACUGAACAACCAAGAUUCAAGGCUGUGAACACCGCUGCUGCUGAACAACUCAAGUAUAGUUUGUAAGAUAUGUCCUUGCUUGUUGUAAGUUGACAUGCCUGCUUAGACUUCAGGCAAGACUCAGCCGAACCACUCUCCAGAACUUUCUGGUUGAAUCUGUCUUGUUUUAGAUGGUUCCAAAUCUGCCUGAUGGACCUGAUUAUCUCUGUCCCCAUUCACAUCUUGUAUUAACAUGCGUCCUGGAUGAUCAGAUCACAGGUGGACAGCGCAGAGUUACAGGUGUGAAUUCGACCACAUUCUGGUCGCACUCUUUUCCACUAGGUUAAUGGGUAAAGGCAACGCUGUAACAGCAGAGACCCAAACAGCUGCUUCUUAUAACUUCACUUCUUACAUAAUCCCAUCUCUUUUUCAUUUAUAAAUUUCGUUAGCAGGCCACCAAACCUUUGAAACAAUCUGUAAAGGCGCAUUAUAUAUUAUUUGUGGGAAAUUUCUGCCAAAACAAUAAACACAGUGUGUAUGAUAUGUGCAUGACGGCCUUUCUCCAGCGGAAAUGAUGUAUGAAAUCAUAAGCGAUCAUGGAAGACACAUUCACAAUCCACAUACGAGUAAGCAGCUAUACGUCUCGGCUGUCCACUUGUGAUCAGAUCACCCAGAACACGGGUUAAUGCCAGGUGUGAAUGGGGCCCAUCUCUCACUAACUGUCUUACUCACUUUAGUAGGCUGAAGUUUCUCCACAAGAGGGAGCUAUUAGUACUACAAACAAACAAAAAAAGCAUGUGAGUGGCAAUUCUCACCAAUAAUGCAACGUGUCCUUGUUCUGAAUGAUGCGAUUGCAGCCCAGCAUAUAAAUUGUAGAUGGAAAUCUGUCUCAGGAAUUUGAUUGGACCAAUCAUCUUGCUUAAUCAUAAAAAAGAGAACAAUCAGGAAUAAGACUGGGGGUGAAAAAAAAAAGGUCACCAAAAUGCAAGCAAUAACAUUGUAAUAACAAGCAAACCUAUAACAGUCCUGCUGAAUUCUCGAUUCUGAUUGGUCAGAAGGUGUUGCUUCAAUAUCAGCUUCGUGUCACUUCAAUGUUGGUUAUUUUCCUAUAACUGCACACCCACCAUGUUUUAUCCCUUACAUACGUUACACUUCCAUGUCCCAUUAGAAAAAUGGACCAGACACUCCUUUGUUUAAUGAUUUUUCACCUUAUUUCUUGUAGUCAUUAAGGGGUAUAUGCAUUUUAUGUUGGCAUUAUGCAUUUUUACAGAUUUAACAACUUGUAUUUAAGUAGUGGGUUUUUUUUUUUUUAAUACCAGAUUGAUUUCAUUCCUGCAGGGCAGGGGCUUCUAAUGACCACUAAUUUCUCUUACUGUGCAUUAGUGUAUUGUCGUCCUUAUAUUACAACCCCCAAUUAGAAAACAUUAGGACGGUAUGGAAAAUGCAAAUUAAAAAAAAGAAAGCAAUGAUUUUCUAAAUUUACUUUGACUUGUAUUUCAUUACAGACAGUAUGAACCCAAGAUAUUUCAUGUUUUGUCUGGUCAACAAAUGAAAUGAAGUAAAUAUACAUCCAUUCCUGCAUUUCAAGCUGGAAAUGCUCCAAAAAAAAAAGUUGGGAUGGGAGCAAUUUAGGGCUAGUAAUGAGGUAAAACAAUUAAAUAAUGAUGUAAUGUCAGCAGGUGAUUGUAAUCAUGAUUUAGUAUAAGAUCAAUAUCCAGGAAAGGCCUAGUCUUUGAGUAGCAAAGAUGAGCUGAGAUGAGAUCUCCAGUUUGUCAACAAAUGCAUGAGAAAAGUAUUGAAAUGUUUAAAAACAAUGUUCCUCAAAGAAAGAUAGGAAGGGAUUUGGAUAUUUCACUCUUUAUGAUGCAUAAUAUAAUUAAAGGAUUCAAAGAAUCUAGAGGAAUAUUGGUGUAUAAAGGGUACAGUGUUUCCCACAGACCAGGUAGCAAUUUGUGGUGCUCCACUGUGCCGAUGAGGGAAUCGUGCGCGGUGGUGUCGUGGCGGUCGGUGGAGUCGGUCAUUGGGGUGUAUGCAAAGUGUUUACAGUGGGCAGUGUUCAAACACACAGUAUUUUUCUUCAGAGUCACCUGCUGGGACUAUUUUCAAGCUGCAAGAAGCAUUUGAGAUUAUUCAGUUCAAUCUAAAUUCUUUUAAGUUCUUUAAGAGAAGACAGCUAAAACAAUUUUUCCCAGAACCCUGCCUGGUUUCAUUCCUCGACCCAACUUUACAUUACAGGGCAGGCCAUUAGUUUGCUGGGCUUGAUGUUGGUGGAAAACCUGUCUUUUAAAUUUAUGAAAAUUACUCACCAGAAUUGAAGUUAAAGUUUAGUUUUUACUAGAGAUGCACCGACUGCAAUUUUUUGGGCCAAUUCCGAUUUUUCAUGGAGUGUGACCUGCCGAUACCGAUUUUGGCCGAUUCCGAUUUCAUUUUUUCAAACCACUUCACAGCACACACGCACUAUUUUUUUCUUUUUAUCUUUUCUUUAAUAGAACAUUCUGCCAGAUUUUCAGUAAUAAAUUUUCAACACCUCAAAGGUUGAAAACAAACAAAAAGACAUUGUUCUUUGUAAAAUCUUUCUUCAUGUUUGGUAUUAACAUAUUAAUUCCUGAAAUAGGAAAUUCACACAAACAUUUUUUCUUUUCCCAUCCAAUAUCUGGCACAAAAUCAACUUCCCCCUCAUAUAUUAUUUGCCUACUGCUAUGGAACACACUUUCAUAAGCCUAUUUGGAUCUGAAAACGUAUGCCUUAUAGAACAACCCAUUUCUUCAUUCAGUAUCACAAUACAAAAAUAAUUUCCAGUCAUACUUGUACCAUAGCCAUUCUAUCAUCUUUGUCAAAUGUGUAUUUGUAGAGUAAUUUCCAAUGGAAUCAAGUGCAACCAAGGUUGUAAAACAGACAUUUUUUUCUUUCUCUCUUUGUACAAAUCUAACUAGAUGUUUGGUAAUAGGCUAACGUAUUAAUUCCUGUAAUGGGAAAUUCACACAACCACAAACAUUUUCUUCUUUUCACAUCCAAUAUCUGGCACAAAAAAAAUUCACUAUAUUUGCAUAUCCAAAUAUAGUGAAAUUUUUUGGCGCGCGCACGCCGGAGCUCGUUAGGCGCGCAGGACUGACACUGUUCUGCGCAAGCGCAACACAAUCGCACAAGAAAGCAUGUUCAAGCUGCCAGUGUAGCUGCAGUCUUUUUAGUUGCGAAUUACGAGUAUUUCCACUUUCAUCUCUGUGAUACACAAGUUUUGAUCGGCAGAAAAUCGGCAUAGUUUAAUUUUGACCGGCCGGUCAUGGCCGAUCACGUGAAAAUCGUCCGAUUCUGAUCAGCAGCCGGUCAAUCGGUGCAUCUCUGGUUUUUACCUUAGUUUUUUGCCUUUUUGAUGGCAAUCUUUCAAUCAUUCUUUAGUUGACAUUCAAGGAAUAAAUUGUAAAAAAACAAGCUGGAGGUUUUUAUUUUAAAUAUUGAACUCAACACUUAAUCAGUACUAAAAUGAAAUAAAUAGUAUAAUGUAACAAAAUAAUAAUAAAAUAAAAUAUCAUAAUUAGAUGUAAGAAACCACUUAAGGCAACACCAAGGCAACUAACAAUAAUGAAAAGCAUUACCCUAAUUGGUGCAAAGCCUGUAUGCCCUAUCAGAACAUUUAAUUCUGCAUGGCUUCUUGAAAAAAAAAAAACUCCAGUGCCCUAUCGUAAGGGAAGUCAUUGCUGAAGCGGGAUAAACGGGAUAAUGCAAUAAGGCCGGUUCCUCGCGUCAAGCUGCUACUGUAUGCAUCAAAAUUGGUUUAUAGCCUGACUCAGGGAUGUCCGUUUCCUAUGAUAAAGCUCAUCACGAGCACGACGUAGGCUACCUUUUAAAAUGAGGGGUCGGAAGGCGAAUCGGGAAGGCUGCGUUAUAUUAGCCUAACAGGCCAACGGCAGGUCUGUGUACACGCCUCUCCGUCCCCCUCUCUCUCACUGUCUCGGUGUGUGGGUGUGUGCACGCGUGAACGAGAAGAAAGAGCAUUAUGAAUGAACGGAACGAUACACAACGGAUUUUUUUUUUUGUUCAAAAUCGCGAGUCUGAUUGUGUGGCGAUAGGAAUCCAUUGUGUGGCGCUGCACCACAAUGGUCUAUGUAUGGGAAACCCUGGGGUAAAGGACUCAAGCCUAAGUUGAACACCCAUGAUCGCCAAUCCCUCACAUGGCACUGCAUCAAGAACCGUCAUUCAUCUAUAGCUGAAAUAAUCACAUGGGCUCAGGAUUACUUUGGCAAAAACUUUGUCGAGUACUGCAAUAUGGAGUUACAUUCACAAAUGCCAGUUAAAACUUUACUGUGCAAAAAGGAAGCCUUAUGUUAACUGUGUCCAGAGGUGCUGUCGACGUCUCUGGGCUUGGAGGCAUCCGGGAUGGACCAUCACACAGUGGAAACAUGUACCAUGGUCAGACGAAUCAGUAUUCCAGGUUUUUUUUUUUUUUGCAAGAAAUGGACACCAUGUGUUCCAAACCAAAGACAAAAAGGACCAUCCAGACUUUUACCAGCAAAAAGUCUAAAAGCCAGGUUCUGUCAUGGUAUGGGGUUGUGUCAGUGCCCUUGGCAAAGGUAACUUGCACUUCUGUGAUGGCAGCAUUAGUGCAGAAAAGUACAUUGAGAUUUUGGAGCAAUAUGUGCUGCCUUCAAGGCGACAUCUUUUCCAGAUGUAUUUUAAAACGACGAUGCAAAACUACCUUCUGCACACAUUACAAAGGCAGAGCUAUAGAAGGAGAGGGCGCCUGUUCCCUCUAUCUCCAAUAGGGAGUGCGUGGCGAAUUUUGAAACGAAAAAUAUGACAACGAGGACCCUGUACUGUUGCACACCCUUAAGAUUUGUUUGUAGGAUGAAUGGGACAAAGUAACACCUGAAACACCUCAUUACCUGGUGUGUUCAUUCCUUAAACAUCUUUUUAAAUGCUGUGAGGAGGAAUGGCAAUAGUAUAAAGUGCUAAAUGCUUCACCAUCCCAACUGUGUUUUGAAAAAAACAACAACAAUAAUUAAUAAGGUAAAACAUCAAAUAAUGUGCUGCUGUGUUGUUUUGAAUGCAAUACAGGUCAAAUAUUAUUUCAUUAAUCAUUGUUUUCAGUUUUAAUUUCAAUUUCAACAUACCCUUUCAACUUUUCCUGAUCUAGGGUUGUAGAUGUUUCUCACCUGUACUUGAUGUGUUUACACAAGUAGUAAUAGAUAACUACUCAUUUGAAAGUUUUUUUUUUUUUUUUUUUUUUUGUCUUUUAAUAGCCUCGACACUUAACUCUGUACUUUAAUCAUUCACUUAAUUACUUUAAUCAUUCUAUUUAAUCACACACGUUAACAUUUACUGUAUACAGACACAUUAUGAAUGUUGAAUGCAGAUACAGGUUUUUAAUCACUGACCAAGGAUGUGAGUAAACCUAACAUAAUAUCAGUUCCGUGUAUUUAUGUUUGCAUACCUCAUGCAUCUCUGUACAAAUAUACUGUUGUCUGCUCUCUGUAAACGCUGUAUGCAUUACUUUUACUCACUUGUCCAUGAGUUCAGUUGUUGCAACAGAUGCAGGGUGUUUUUUAGAUGAAAUAAAUUAUUCUUGUAACAGUU